Messenger RNA from Malassezia pachydermatis, 1089 nucleotides. Its product is annotated as mrg-domain-containing protein. Gene Ontology annotation, cellular component: NuA4 histone acetyltransferase complex; nucleus; Rpd3S complex. Gene Ontology annotation, biological process: chromatin organization; regulation of DNA-templated transcription. Bases 1 to 1089 code for a protein of 362 amino acids. The record is from RefSeq and is a predicted model, not a curated record. The transcript is spliced from 3 exons. Lineage: Eukaryota; Fungi; Basidiomycota; Malasseziomycetes; Malasseziales; Malasseziaceae.
AUGCAGUAUCAGCAGGACGAAAAGGUGCUAUGUUUUCAUGGCCCCUUAAUUUACCAGGCCAAGAUCCUCAUGGCCGAGGAAUGGAAAGGCGAUGAAAACCAGAAUGGCGCGACAGGCCCGCAUUAUUUCGUCCAUUACCAAGGCUGGAAAAAGACCUGGGACGAAUGGGUCCCGCAGACGCGUCUCUUGAAAUACAAUGAAGAAAAUCUCGCACGGCAAAAAGCCCUAGUUGACGCCCAAAAGGCUGAGGCGGCUGCAGCAGCUGCUGUGGCCGCCGCGCAGGCCGCCGAGAAGGAACAGGCAUCGCGUGCCAAGGCGGACAUCCGCAAAGCCGGCACACCGACAAAUGGCUCCCCUGCGACAUCAACGAGCCGUGGGUCCAAGCGCAGCCGUGAGUCCGCCGAUGCCGACGAGCAAGACAAGCGUCCUGAUCUGCGUCUGACCAUACCAGAACCUCUCAAGGCGCAGCUGGUCGAUGAUUGGGAAAAUGUCACACGCAAAGAGCAAUUGGUCCCUCUCCCACGCCAGCCCAACGUAAAACAGAUUUUGGACGACUAUGCAGCGUACUACCAAUCGAAGGCCAAGGCGACCACGCGGGCGCGGUCGCCCGCGGUGCUCACGGAAGUGUUGGCUGGUUUGAAGCUGUACUUUGAUAAGAGCCUGGCGCAAAACCUUCUGUACCGCUUUGAACGGCCGCAAUAUGUCGAAAUGCGCAAACGGCAUGGGCCCAAGAUGGGCGACGGUGACGUCCAGACGGAAAUUGCGGCGGCCAAGCCGGGUGGUGGCCGACGUGGACGUACCAAGGCCUCUGCCGCGAAGGACGAGGGCACACCUUCCCCCGCCCCUGCCCCCCCCUCCACGCUGACCGAGCUGGAGGCCAGUGCCUUGUACGGUGCCGAGCAUCUAUUGCGUCUUUUUGUCAACCUGCCCAGCAUUGUCUCUCAUACCACGAUGGAUGCAGACUCUAUUGCGAUUCUUCGUGAGCACGUCAACGAGUUCCUUGCCUUCCUAGCGAAAGAAAAGGACCGCUUGUUUGUGCCAGAGUACGAAGACCCAAGCCCUGCGUACCACCGCCUUAGUGCUAUAUAG